Pyrenophora tritici-repentis Pt-1C-BFP is the source of this 915-nucleotide messenger RNA. Its product is annotated as NmrA multi-domain protein. The record is from RefSeq and is a predicted model, not a curated record. Lineage: Eukaryota; Fungi; Ascomycota; Dothideomycetes; Pleosporales; Pleosporaceae.
AUGCGCGUAGUUGUCUUCGGCGCAUCUGGGGUCCAAGGUCGUCAUCAAGUUCAUGCUCUCGCGCGAGCAGGACAUUCGGUCGUGGCAGUGAGUCGCAACCCAAAACAGCUUCUCGUCGACGACAAGCCCGUGGAAACUUUCGCUGCCGACUUUUGCGACAGGGCUGCAAUUGAAGAAGUGGUACAAAAGGCGGAUAGAAUCAUGCUCAACCUGCCAUCGACGUCCUUCAAUAAAUCUGAACCUAUCCUUGCUGCCGCCAAAAGCAUCGGCGAAGCUGCUAAGAAGGCCGCUGUACCUUUGAUCAUAUUCAACACAAGCAUGCCAGUCCCCAAAGAAGUCCAACAUAUCACAGCCCAGGAUGAUCGGAGAAAAAUGAGGGAAUCCCUGCGCGAGUCUGUACCGACAAUCAGUAUCGAGCCUGUAGUCUACUUGGACAAUCUACUUGAAGGCUGGGCCUUACCGCCCAUCAGAGACCAGCAGAAGAUUGUAUACUGCCACAAGCCUGAUCUACGCGUCUCCUGGAUCUGUCACCACGAUGUAGCGCAGAUCAUGAUGGCUGCAAUGCAUCGCCCUGAUGUCGCCGGGCGCGACAUUCCCGUAGGGGGACCGGAGACUGUCGUUCUCUCCCAAUUGGCUGAGAAGCUUUCCAAAGCCUGGGGCAAGAAGCUGAGUCACGAGAACCAGACAGUCGCUGAUUUUUGCGAUAAGAUUAGUCAGACUAUGAAGGGCAGGGGACUGGAGACGGACAAAGUGGUUAGUCAGAUGUUCAAAGCAUACACUUAUUAUAACGAGGCAAGGGACGAGCCUUUUAACAUUGAUAUGAGCUCUGUAGUCAAAGAGCUGGGAAUAGAGUUGACAUGGAUUGAAGAGUGGGCUAAGAAGAGGAGCCCUUGGGACGACAAGGGGUAUUACUAG